Molecule: messenger RNA, 1969 nt
Organism: Podospora bellae-mahoneyi
Lineage: Eukaryota; Fungi; Ascomycota; Sordariomycetes; Sordariales; Podosporaceae
Gene: cut15
Product: Importin subunit alpha-1
Exons: 3
Coding region: 317-1969 (550 amino acids)
Biological process (GO): NLS-bearing protein import into nucleus
Cellular component (GO): nucleus; nucleoplasm; cytoplasm
Molecular function (GO): nuclear import signal receptor activity; protein binding
Source: RefSeq, a predicted model, not a curated record
AACUAGGCCAAAACUGAUCCAUGCGCUGCGGGGCGGGGCGGGCGCCAGAGAAAGCCCAGAGCAAGACCCUACCUAUUUUCAAAGUCUCUUCACUCCAACUUCUUUCAUCACCCAACGAAAAACUUUUCCCCAUCGUGCAUUCCACCAUCAUCACUUGGGCCUGCGAAAGCCUGACUCUAUCAAAGUUCACUGUCUACCCGACAUCCCCCGCCGCCUGGUCUGGUCCAUCGUUCUAUCUAUCUAUCUAUCGACUGGCUCACCUCAAACUGCCUGCCAUACCCACCACGGCCUAUCUCCCAUCGGCGAAACCGACAUCAUGUCUGAACGUUAUAUCCCCGAGCAUCGCAGAACUCAGUUCAAGGCGAAGAACACAUUCAAGCCCGAGGAGCUUCGUCGCCGCCGUGAGGAGCAGCAGGUUGAGAUCCGCAAGGCGAAGCGCGAGGAGAACUUGGCCAAGCGCCGUGGCAUUGGCACUGGUGCAGACCGUCCUGGCGCGUCUCUCGGUGCUGCCCCCGACAGUGACGAUGAGAACCCUCCCAGCGAGUCUCAGCUCAACGAGGACCUCCCUCAGAUGGUGGCUGGCGUCUUCUCGGAACAGAUUGACGCUCAGAUCCAGGCCACCACCAAGUUCCGCAAACUGCUCAGCAAGGAGCGCAACCCCCCAAUCGAAGAGGUCAUCAAGACUGGCGUUGUGAGCCGCUUCGUCGAGUUCCUCCGCUCUCCCCACACUCUUGUCCAGUUCGAGGCCGCCUGGGCUCUUACCAACAUUGCCUCGGGCUCUGCUGCGCAGACCCAGGUUGUUAUCGAGGCCGGUGCCGUUCCCAUCUUCGUCGAGCUCCUGGGCAGUCCCGAACCUGAUGUCCGCGAGCAGGCCGUGUGGGCUUUGGGCAACAUUGCCGGUGAUAGUCCCAGCUGCCGUGAUUUCGUCCUGGCCCAGGGUGCCCUCCGCCCUCUGCUUGCUCUUCUCGGUGACAGCCGCAAGCUUUCCAUGCUCAGAAAUGCCACCUGGACCUUGAGCAACUUUUGCCGCGGCAAGGCUCCCCAGCCCGACUGGGCUACCAUUGCCCCUGCUCUUCCAGUUCUCGCCAAGCUGGUCUAUUCUCUGGAUGACGAGGUCUUGAUCGACGCGUGCUGGGCUAUCUCUUAUCUCUCCGACGGUGCCAAUGACAAGAUCCAAGCCGUCAUUGAGGCUGGCAUCCCCCGCCGUCUUGUGGAGCUCCUCAUGCACGCCUCGACCUCUGUUCAGACCCCAGCACUCCGCUCCGUCGGCAACAUAGUCACCGGCGACGACGUUCAGACCCAGGUCAUCAUCAACUGCGGCGCUUUGCCCUGCCUUUUGUCUCUGUUGAGCUCCAACAAGGACGGCAUUCGCAAGGAGGCCUGCUGGACCAUCUCCAACAUCACGGCCGGCAACUCGGCUCAGAUCCAGUCGGUUAUUGACGCCAACAUCAUUCCUCCUUUGAUUCAUCUGCUCUCCAACGGCGAUCUCAAGACGCGUAAGGAGGCCUGCUGGGCAAUCAGCAACGCCACGUCGGGUGGUCUCCAGAAGCCCGAGCAGAUCCGCUACUUGGUUCAACAGGGCUGCAUCAAGCCCCUCUGCGAUCUCCUCGCCUGCCCGGAUAACAAAAUCAUCCAGGUCGCCCUCGAUGGUUUGGAGAACAUCCUCAAGGUCGGUGAUCUUGACAAGCAGGCUGCCGGCGACGGACCCGAGUCGAUCAACAGAUUUGCUCUGUUUAUCGAGGAGUGCGGCGGUAUGGAAAAGAUCCACGACUGCCAGACCAACGCCAACGAGGAGAUUUACAUGAAGGCGUACAACAUCAUCGAGAAGUACUUCUCGGACGAGGAGGAGAACGCGGAUGAGUCUAUGGGCCAGCCUCAGCAGUUUGGCUUCGGUGCGAACGGUGCCCAGCAGGGCGGCCAGGGCGGCUUCAACUUCGGCGCCAAUGGCACCGAGUCGAUGGAUAUGUAA